GACUUUAGAGAGUGUAGUUUCAAUAAGACUCUUGCGGCUGAAGGCGUCGCUUGGGACCCUCCUUCAAGCCAAGGAGCAUCUCAUUGGAGGUGGCCUGUGGGGGUUUAGGAGUCACGCUCACCUGCCUUGUGCCGGUCAAAUAAAAGUCCCUGGGUCUGUCUGACGUGUUCGAGUGUCCAUUGUGGAAGAUAUGUGAACGGCCAUGCAAAAAAGCAUUAUGAAGAUGCACAGAUUCCUAUGACCAAUCAUAAGAAAACAGAAAAGCAGGAGAAAAUUCAGCAUACUGUGUGUAUGGAUUGCAGUAGUUACAGUACAUACUGUUAUCGCUGUGAUGAUUUUGUAGUCAAUGAUACCAAGCUGGGCCUGGUACAGAAGGUCAGAGAGCACCUACAGAACUUGGAAAAUUCAGCCUUUACAUCAGACAGACAUAGGAAAAGAAAACUAUUGGAAAACUCAUCUCUGAACAGCAAGUUAUUGAAAGUAAAUGGAAGCACCACUGCCCUUUGUGCCACAGGCCUUCGGAACCUGGGGAACACUUGUUUCAUGAACGCAAUCCUUCAGUCACUCAGUAACAUUCAGCAGUUUUGCUGUUACUUCAAGGAGUUGCCUGCGGUGGAGCUGAGGAAUGGGAAGACGGCCGGGCGGCGAACUUACCACACCAGGAGCCAGGGGGAUAACAAUGUUUCACUUGUGGAAGAAUUCAGAAAGACACUCUGUGCUUUAUGGCAAGGAAGCCAAACAGCAUUUAGUCCAGAGUCUUUAUUUUACGUUGUUUGGAAAAUAAUGCCAAAUUUUAGGGGAUACCAGCAACAGGAUGCCCAUGAGUUCAUGCGUUACCUUUUGGACCAUCUACACCUGGAACUCCAGAGUGGCUUCAAUGGUGUUUCACGUUCAGUAAUCUUGCAAGAAAAUUCUAACCUGUCUGCAAGCAACAAAUGUUGCAUAAAUGGAGCAUCAACUGUUGUCACUGCCAUUUUUGGAGGCAUUCUUCAAAAUGAAGUCAACUGCCUAAUAUGUGGGACUGAAUCUAGAAAGUUUGACCCAUUCCUAGACCUUUCGCUAGAUAUUCCAAGUCAGUUCAGAAAUAAACGUACUAAAAACCAAGAGAGUGGACCAGUGUGCACGCUACGAGAUUGUCUUCGCAGUUUUACGGACCUGGAAGAACUUGAUGAGACAGAGCUGUACAUGUGUCACAAAUGCAAAAAGAAACAGAAGUCCACCAAAAAAUUCUGGAUUCAGAAACUACCAAAGGUGCUAUGCUUACACUUGAAACGCUUUCACUGGACAGCAUAUCUGAGAAACAAGGUUGAUACAUAUGUUGAGUUUCCCUUGCGAGGCCUAGACAUGAAAUGCUACUUGUUAGAGCCUGAAAACAGUGGCCCGGAGAGCUGCCUGUAUGACCUCGUGGCUGUGGUUGUGCAUCACGGCUCAGGCGUUGGCUCUGGCCACUACACGGCGUAUGCGGCGCACGAGGGCCGCUGGUUCCACUUCAACGACAGUACUGUAACCCUGACCGAUGAGGAGACCGUGGGCAAGGCCAAGGCCUACAUCCUCUUCUACGUGGAGCGCCAAGCCAAGCCUGGAGCAGAGAAACUUUAAUACCUCCUUUGCAUUCUUACUUACCAAGUCCACCGGACAGACAUUUCCAUUUUUUCCAUAAAUACUUGAUCCAAGACUUAUUAAUUUCAUUGUGCACUUUGCAAUUUCCUCUUGUGGGUUUUUGUUUUGUUGUGUCAAUGGUAGCAUUUGACUUAUUGAACUUGGACACAAACUAACUUUUUUUUUUUAGUUGUACCAGAAAACCUCAGCAGAUUUUGAUUUGCUGCUUUAGUUGUGAUAACUCAAUUUUUAUAUAUAUAGUUCCAUGAAAUAGUUAUUUGACUUUUUUAUAUUAAUUUUUUCAGUUCUCACUUUCUAAAGGCACAUUUACAUCAUAGAAACUCUGUCUGCCCUCCUUACAAGCAAGAUAAAUGUGCUUUUGAUCAUGAAGAGCAAUACAACUUUGUGCUGUUCUCAGUCCUGUUAUGUAGAUAUGAUUUAAUCUCUCUCUAUCAAGGAAUUGUUUGCACGUACUAUUUUCCCUUAUGCAGGAAACUUAAACAGUGACCUCUGACCAAUUAUCCUUUGUCUGCUGAAGAGAGGUGAUGUGGCAUCAUUAAAUAGACCAGGUAAUUGCUGCUAUGUUGGUGUGUUCAGGCUGGUGACUUUCAGGAAUCAUUGUAAAUAAACAGUUGGUUCAAGUCUAUCAAUACUGCAGUUUAAUUUAAGAUAUGCUCUGCCCCCUGCCCCCUUCAGAUUUAAAACAAUUAUCUUUAAAUUACCUAUCUAAAUUACAUUGAACUUUAUGGUUUUUUAACUGAACCUAAAUUGCAUUAGACAUCUCUUGGUUUAGACUGUCAUGCUAAAAUUUGAUCAUGAACAUUUACAUACUUGAAAACUGGGGGGUGGGGGCCUUACUGGCAGUAGAAUCCUAAGUAGAACUCCUUAGUUCCUGCGGGGAGUUGGAAGUACAGCCCCAAGGGCUGGGGUUUGUGAGAACAAAUGCAGCUCUGCUCCAUGGCUUACAGCUCACUUGGAAGCAGGAGAAGACAGAUGGUGUUGCAGGUGCUCUGCAUGGAAUUGUUCUGUCAGUUCAAAUGCAAACUCAAGGGAGGAUGCUCAGUCUCUCACAGCAGAGCCCUCAGAGGGGAGGUGCUAAGCCAAGCGUGCUUGUGACUGGAGCAGGCUCAGGGAGCCUUAACUCAGGGACCACCUGUGGCAUUUACAUGCUGGCCUAGGGUUGUAUUUUUGUUCAGUCUCUAGGUGACCACUGGGGCCGUGGUGCAGUUUCUAAAACCCGGCUAUAUCAUGGAGAAAGACUAUGCUAAUGAAAACCCAAGCCACUUUUAGCUCUGCUUCUGCUGAGUGGAAGUCUCUGACUUCCACUUUAGUAUGAUGGGAAAGGCAGACAGGAAAAUACUGCAAAAGCCAGGAAUCUGACAGAAAAUGUGAACUUGGAGAAAUGUUGCAUUUCAUAUCUGUGUCCCCAGUCAGUCCUUUCUAGCUGGCUCCCUUGUGCCAAGCAAGGAGCUGGACAGGCUCUUGAAAGUUCACUAAGAGGAGAAUGCAGUUCAUUGAGAGUCCCACCACCAAAACAGCAGCUCUUAGUUGUGUUAACAGAAAAUGCAGUUGAACUCCAGCUGUGAGUCCCAUAAUGCCCCCAAAGGACAGGGGGAGGGCUGGAGUGGAGCCCAGAGCAGCCAGGGGCACAGUGAGUGCACAGCAGUGCCUUGCCCUGGGUUCCUGCUGGGUGUGCACAGCCCAGGGUAAGGAAAAGCACAGUCACAUCUUUGGUACAGGGCCAUUCUUCAGUGCUUUGUCACAGCAUCUUAAGCCAGGAAACUGGCUUAAUCUAAAGCUUCAGAAAUUGUUCAGCAUAGCGAAUAGGGUUUUGAACAUGUACACAGGUUAAGGCUAUAAAGUUAGUAUUUGAUUUAGUGACAUAGUUAAAAGGAUGUUGUCUUUUACUUAGGUUGAAUAGUAAAUAGAAUAUGUCAUUGCUUUAAACUGUAGAUAGUUUGUCACUUUCCCUUCCCUACAGGAAGAGCCUUUCUUCUAAUUAACAAGAAUAGGUUGCUGAUACUUAACACCAGCAGAAAACAGGACAGGAAAAGUAUUGUACCACAUUGCUGCUCUUCCUGCUGCUCACAGGGAGCAGCACAGAUGCCACCUCUAGCUGUGUUUUCUCUGCAUGGUGCUUGGACUGGAUUGCUUUAGAAUUUACCUUUAAGAAUGCCAAGCUUAAAAUAAACAACUAUCUCUAGGCCAGCAACACUUUCAACUUACGGUAGUCAGGUGUAUGCAGUGUUCUUGCAAACCAGUGAUGUAAAUGUGCCUUUCUGCAUUUUUAGAAAUUUAAAUUUGUCAUCUUCAGCAACAUUCACUUACUUCAAUCAGUUUCUACUUGUCAGCAAUUGUUUGGGUUACAGUUACAUUCUCACUUGAACAUUUUCUUUCAGUCCCAUUUGCUGUGUCCCACACAGCUCCUGGGCAGUGGUGUUUCCAGCAGGGCCAUGUGGGGCUGGCUGGGAACACAAUGCAAUCACAGCAGGCUGGCCUUGCAGGAGGUGCUGCUCAGCACUUAGCCAUAUGCUUUGCUGGAACAAGUACAUUGUAAAUCCUUUCCUAAUUUAACUCUCUCCCACUGCAAACCCAGAUGGACAGUAUGAACAGUUUGUUGUGGAAACACAAGUAUUUCUCUUCCUGGUGGAGAACUUUGCUUAUCCACUGUAUUCUAUUCAGUGUGGUGUCAAAAAAAAAAAAAAAGUAACUGAGCACUGAACCAGUAACAUAUACUGCACCUGGCCUAGUAUUUUACCUUUUUAACCUAGCUUAUAUAUCCUAUAUUUAUCUACUAGCUUGUGGGGGGGGGGGAUUAUCUCUUUCAUUUAAGCCAAAUUUUUUCUACUUACUACUCAUCAUAGUACACACUAGCUGGCAAGAAUUUUUUUCUUGCUUGAGACCACUCUGCAAGCAGCAACUGCUCUCUACAGUUCAAAGACUUGCAUCUUUUUCACCAAAAUGUGUCCAAUCAAAAGGUUAUCCUUUUGUUAGUGAUUGUUUAGCCACAUAUACAAGUAGAGCCAACAUUUAUGUCAAUCAAAACUGCAACAUGUCCAGCUCCUUAAUGUCAGCAAGAAAGGAGAAUUUAAAAGUUUGAGACAGGCAGGGACAGUGAACUUAUAUCAAAAUCAGGAGACCAUUUAUGAAGAUUUUGUUAAAUAAUUGGGAAGUGUAACACAUGGUGUUCAGAAGUUCCCCCAGCAGUGUUUCAUUACUGAUAUGUCUGUGUCUUACUGAUGAAGUAAUGGGCACCCUGAGAGCUGAUUCCAACCUGCUUUAGGAUAUUCUCAAGUACUGUAGUGCCAGAGUUGUAACUGUUUACCAUUAAAAUCUUGUGUGUAAUUUUCAGUGAGGAUUACUGACUGUGCUCAUCUUGUGUGUUUCUGGAGCAUUUCCAGGAUGAAUGUGAAUUAUAUUUCAUCACACAGUAUGUUUAUGAAAAAUGUGCCAUUAAAGUGUCUCCUUUCCUUAGAAAAUGAAACUUCUCUUGUCCCUCUAGAGGCUUGCAGAACAUUGGUGUCAGUCCUCUGAACAGAAAUGGCAGAGUACUGUACCUUGUUCUGGGGAAAAAAAAAAAGAAGCAAUUCCAGUGCUCCUAACUCUGUAACACCUCUGCCAAACUUAGCACCUAAACCCAAAGAGGACCUGCCAUUCCAUUUUAAAUGCCUUUUCAUCCAACUGCUGUUAAUUUUUAUGUUAGAUUGUGAUGUGUCCCCUCAGUCUGGCAAGAGUGCAUUCUGAAAUCCUUGUCAUUCAACUUUGCUGGAUUGUUGAUUUGUUGUUAAUUUGGGCGUUUUUUUAAUUAAUAUUUUUUUAAAUAGUAUCCCUGUGUGUAUAACUCUGAGAAGUCUCAACUGUUUAAAUCUGCUCAAAACCAAAGGGGAAGUUCUUGGGAGUUGUAAAUGCUCAUAUGAGAAUGAAGAACAACACCUGCAGGCACACCUUUUAAGCUGCAGUUUUCCAUUGACUGCAUUAUCUGGCAUGUGAAAUCAUCUUGUACUUUUUGUGGCACUGACCAGAGCUGUUACUGAAGGGGAAGGGAGAACAGCAAUCUCCUUAUUUUAAAGAAAAGAUUAAAUGACAAAGGUUAUAAAUCCAAAAAGAUCAGUAGUUGUUAAACACAGCUUACUGUAUAUAAUAGAAAGUUCCUAAGUAAAGCCUGCAGCAGGAAGAGCUGCCAUUUCUGUAUAUGCCAGCUGUGUUCACACACACACACACACAC
Messenger RNA from Cinclus cinclus, 5824 nucleotides. It is a transcript of the gene USP3, whose product is annotated as ubiquitin specific peptidase 3. The record is from RefSeq and is a predicted model, not a curated record. Gene Ontology annotation, biological process: protein deubiquitination. Bases 238 to 1599 code for a protein of 453 amino acids. Gene Ontology annotation, cellular component: cytoplasm. Lineage: Eukaryota; Metazoa; Chordata; Aves; Passeriformes; Cinclidae. Gene Ontology annotation, molecular function: zinc ion binding; cysteine-type deubiquitinase activity. The transcript has 15 exons.